AGGCGAAAUUUACAUUAUCUUAAAUCAGUACACAACUUAACUAAUAACAGCACAUUAAUCCUUGUGACAACAAAAGUUUGUAUAUAAACCAAACGAUGACAUUCGAAUUUCCAGUCCACGCGAUACACUAAGUAAAGAAAGUAGGGAAGUCGUAAGUGCCAGUAUAUCCUAAUAUCAAGUAAUAUGCAGAGCUUCAGCAAUCUCACAGCGAUACUUAAUUUAAUUGGUAUUACGACAGUGGGACAAGAAUUCAUGCAAAUACUGACAGAUAUUGUGAUUACCUCUUCGAAGGAGCGGCGUGUGAAUACAAUUAUAUACACUAGCCAUGAAGAGGACAAUAUUACUGCUCUAGAUUCUAUGAAGAUACUACGCACAUUGACUCAAAACACGCAAGGUACGGUGGCAUUUCUUAAUAUUGGCACGACAUCACCCGUCGAACGUUAUAUUAACAAAUUCAAUGCGGAACUGCUGUGCAUCGCAAAACUCCAGCACAAUCACAAGUUGGACGAAAGUCUCUUGCGGAAGCUUUGGCAACGGCUUUGGCGCAUUAGACAAACUCGACUUAUUCUACUACUUGACGACUUAGCAAGCACGCGUUAUGUGAGUAAAAUACUAAGGCUGUGUUUGGCAAAUCAAGCUUUGAAUGUCAUUGCGUUGCAACCGCACAAAGUUGUGGUAGAAGGUAGCUACUGGACGGUACGCAUAUAUCCCACGCAAAAGGCAGUUAAAAGCAGCUUUACACCACCACAUUACCGAGCAAUGUUUCCAAAACAUUUGUCGAAUAUGUAUGGGCAUCCAUUGCGCAUUUUUACGAAAGCUUGGUAUCCGCAAAUUUAUACGUACACGCCUAAAAAAGGUAACGCCACGCUUGGCGGUUUCUUAGGGCGAGCUUUGGCCGAAUAUGCAAAUUUUCACAAUGCAACAAUUGAGCAUCCCAUGACCAUGGAUCGUACAUAUUUAACUUAUAUGGAAUUGUGUAAUUUCUUCAAGAACAAAACAAUUGACAUGGGCUCACUACAACCGAUCGAGUUCAGUGAACGUAAUAUCAGCUAUUCGGUUGUGUUUCAAAGUAUCGAUUGGUGUCUGAUGGUGCCAUUGGAGCAACCACUACCGAAAUCGUCAUUCUACUACAGUAUCAUUCAAAGUAACGUUAUAAUUCUAUUCAGCUGCAGCUAUAUGCUGAUCUGCUGUUUUUGGAACUGCAUAGCGCGUUGGCAAGCUCAGCAAUCGCUGAAAGUGGUCGAGCACUUCAUUAAUAUUCCACUGUUGCCCGGUUUAUUGGGUAUGGCAUUUCAUAUUGACAAACGCAUUUCAAACAUACAUAAGCUGCUGUGUUUUACCAUCUCGCUGGCGGGUGUAAUAGUCGGUACAGCAUACGGCACUUACCUGCAGAGCUUUAUUGUGAAUGCACCGAUCGGUACUAAGGUCCAAACAAUUACCGAAUUAUUGCGCCGAGGCAUUCAAGUGGCUGUUGGCAGUGAAGAGCUUGAGUUAAUUAGUAAUAAUAUGGAAUAUCGCAAAUAUCUAAAAAACUUUACCGUUUUUGAUAACUUCACUGAGCUCUUAUUACUACGUGACACUCUGGAUACCGGAUAUGCUUUUCCGGUGUCCGAUAUGUGGGCCAUCUACAAUGAGCUACAAAAAUACUUUUCUCGCCCGCUGUUUCGCUUAUCCAACAUUUGUUUUAGCCGAAACCAGCCAAUGGUUAUUCCAUUGCAGGAGAACUCUAUACAUCGUCAACUGUUGAAUGAAUUUCUGGCACGCCUACAUGAAGCCGGUUUAAUAGAUCACUGGCAGCGUCACAGUUUCUUGGAAUUAUUAGAAAUGAACUGGUUAACUUUGGAUGCUAAGGGCAGCCAUUAUGAUUUCAAGCCCAUGAAAAUGGAGGAUUUACAUGAAAUACUCGCAGCCAUGUCUGUUUUAUUCUGUUUGAGCCUCUUUUGUUUUGUGUUUGAGUUUUUGAAGUCACAAUUUUCAAAUUUUAUACUUCGGUACGGCGCAAAAUGCUCAAAAAAUUAAAAACGAGAAAAUAAAUUGUUGUUUAAAGAUUUU
This is a messenger RNA of Bactrocera oleae (olive fruit fly), 2052 nucleotides long. RefSeq lists its product as uncharacterized. The record is from RefSeq and is a predicted model, not a curated record. Lineage: Eukaryota; Metazoa; Arthropoda; Insecta; Diptera; Tephritidae.